UAUUGCUGUCACAAGUAGGACUCCACAAACACAGGUACACUUCCCAUCUUGGGAAUGUCUGGUGCAGCGGAUCUGAUGAGCUGAAGCUGUUUGUCGCUGGAUGGCAGAAGUGGCCUCUAGUUGAAGACAGAUGAAGCUGCAGCUUUGAUCUGCUGUGUGGGAAACGGACAGAUGCUAGUCAGCAAGCUAGUUUAGCUUUAAACUAACAUGGAUAUCUAAAGGGAUUGGCAGUUUAGAUUCUAACAGCGACCUAAUAAAAACAUGAUCAGGAUGAACGUAACGGUAGCUAGUAAAAUAUCUAAACAAACUGGAGCAGCGCUAGCAUGUAGCAUGUCCCCUUAGAGGAGUAUCAUACGUUAGACCCAGCUAGCGGUUGCUAUGAAGCUAGCUAACUACAGAGCGCUAACAUUAAAUUAGGUUGCACCAGUUCAAAAUAGAAUGCUUUGACAAUCAGUAUUUUUUCAGCUGACGUUAUUUAAGGCGUAUUUAUAUAUAGUAUAUAUUUCCUGUAAACCUCUGAAGUAAUCUGUGGUAUUGUCAUUGGGAAUCAUCUGUCACUAGGGCCGUUUUUCAGUGGAAUAAAACGCAAUUUUUUAAAAUUUUGUUUCUUAUGUAUACUGUGUAGAAAGGUGAUUUUAAAAACAGAUUGAUAAUAUGUGUAGAUCUAUACGGGUAGAUAAAGUGGUGAUUCAUCCAAACCGGUCGCUCCUCCUACACUGACAGCCUGAGCUAGUUAGUUAUAUUCAACUAGGUUUGUAUCCUGCUCCAAAGAGAGGAACUGCUGACUGCAGGAGAAUGAACCAUGGUUCGUUUCACCACCUCAUCCACUGCAGUCAGGAUAAAGACUUUUAACAGCUCUUUACUGCAGCAGCUCAGAGGACAAGCACAGCACCGGCGACCUGAUUUCUCAUGAUCAGUACAGUAAUGUCUGAACCAGGGCUUAGUUUCAUCGUAGGUUUAUCUACAAAAGAGCCAUAAAAGGUUUGACCUUAAAGUACAAGUACAGUUACAUGUCCAAGACAAGAUGACGAUGGAAAACUCGACCAUUAAAAAUCGGAUUAAAAACCUUCUCCGAUCUCCUUCGAUCAAACUAAGGAGAAAUAAACCGAGGAACAACAAGGAGAACCUAGGAAAUAAGGUGACUCUUGAAAAGGUUUUGGGAAUUACUGCUGCGGGAAACCGUGCCUUGGCCUGUGAACCACACUCUGGUUUGGUAGCAUACCCUGCAGGGUGUGUGGUGGUGCUCCUGAACCCCAAGAAGAAUAAACAGUAUCAUAUUCUCAACAACUCCAGGAAAACAAUCACCACUCUAGCUUUCUCACCAGAUGGCAAAUAUGUCGUCACAGGAGAGAGUGGUCAUAUGCCAGCAGUGCGUGUGUGGGAUGUGGUGGCAAGAACUCAGGUGGCAGAACUACAGGAGCAUAAGUAUGGAGUGUCCUGUGUAGCUUUCUCCCCCAACAGCAAGUACAUCGUCAGUGUAGGCUACCAGCAUGACAUGAUUGUUAACGUCUGGGCCUGGAAGAAAAAUGUGCUGGUGGCUGCCAAUAAAGUCUCCAGUAAAGUGAUGGCCGUGUCGUUUUCAGACGACAGCUCCUACUUUGUCACAGCAGGGAAUAGACAUGUCAAGUUUUGGUAUCUUGAUCACACCAAGGCUUCCAAGGUCAAUGCAACAGUGCCCUUACUGGGUCGUUCUGGGUUGCUGGGUGAGCUCAGGAAUAACUUCUUCAGUGAUGUGGCUUGUGGCAAGGGCCGGAAGGCCAGCAGCACUUUCUGCAUCACCUCCUCUGGCCUGCUGUGUGAGUUCAAUGAAAAGAGGCUGCUGGAUAAGUGGGUAGAGCUUAGGAAAAACGACAAUAUUACAACUAGCUUAGCUACUGCACUGUCUGUCACUGAAGAUCUGAUAUUCUGUGGCUGUGCUGAUGGAACUCUGCGAGCUUUUAACCCGGUCAACCUGCAUUUCCUCUGCACUCUGCCCCGCCCACACAGCCUGGGCACUGACAUCGCCACCAUCACUGACGCAAGUCACCUCUUUGCAUACAAGUUGGAUGCUCGGUACCCUGACACAGUGGCUGUCUCAUAUGACCCCACCAACCGCUGGCUGUCCUGUGUUUACAACGAUCAUAGUCUGUAUGUCUGGGAUGUUCGUGACCUCCACAAAGUGGGAAAAGUUUACUCUGCCCUGUAUCAUGCCUCAUGUGUGUGGAGUGUAGAGAUGUAUCCACAGAACAGUGAGAGCGAUCGAGCUUGUCUCUCUCCAGGAUCGUUCCUUAGCUGCUCUUCUGACAAUACCAUUCGCAUUUGGAACACAGACGGAUACAAUGCUACAGUGAAGCGUAACGUUAUCAGCAAUGACCUCCAGAAAAUAAUUUAUAUAGACAAUAAUGUCACUGCUUUGUUGGACCCAGACUGCACCAUCUCCAACAAUUCAGAGAAAGCUGAUCCACAGACCUCAGAGAACAGGACUGGCAUUAGGACCAUGUGUGUCAGCCCGGACGGUCAGCACCUGGCAUCAGGGGACCGCAAUGGAAUACUAAGGAUCCAUGAGCUACAGAGCAUGGAGGAGAUUCUGAAUGUGCAGGCCCAUGACUCCGAGAUCCUAUGUCUGGAAUAUUCAAAGCCAGAGACAGGCCUGAGGCUAUUGGCCACAGCAAGCAGAGACAGGCUGAUCCAUGUUCUUGAUGCUCAGUGUGAGUAUGGUCUGGUGCAGACACUUGAUGAACAUUCCUCCUCCAUCACUGCAGUGCGGUUUGCUGCAAACGAAGGCAAAAUCAGAAUGAUCAGCUGUGGUGCUGACAAAAGUAUCUACUUCCGCACAGCACAUAAGACAGAUGAAGGAAUCAUGUUUACACGCACCCACCAUAUUGUGAGGAAGACUACUCUGUACGAUAUGGAUAUUGACCCCCUGCGCAAGUACGCUGCUGUUGGCUGCCAGGACCGUAGCAUCAGGAUCUUUAACAUCAGCAAUGGCAAACAGAAAAAAAUAUAUAAGGGCUCUCAGGGGGAGGAUGGCACCCUCAUUAAGGUCCAAAUGGAUCCAUCUGGGAUGUACGUGGCUACUAGCUGCUCAGACAAAAGCAUCCACAUUUUUGACUUCUACACUGGGGAGUGUGUAGCCACCAUGUUCGGGCACUCAGAGAUUGUCACUGGGAUGAAGUUUACCAAUGAUUGCAAGCAUCUGAUAUCAGUGUCAGGGGACAGCUGCAUCUUUGUGUGGAGACUAAACCCAGAGCUGACCAUCAGUAUGAGACAAAGACUUUCUGAUCUUAAACAGAAGAGCAAACCUGUACAGAAAAGCCCCCCUGUCAAACAACAUUCAGUCAGCAUUAGGAAAGAUGUGCACAGUGCUCCGGCUGUGGGCACUAUGUUCCUAGACAGUGAUAAAGAGCCGGAGGAAGAAGAGGUUAUUGAAGAGGAGGAUGAAUACAAUUUUCCUCACCGAUCUUCUGGCAGCAGCACUGGAGAAGAGACUGGAUCAUCAGAGGAGAAGCAUGACUCCAUACCAGAGAUGAGAAAUAUUUCUGAUAGCAGUACAGCAGGUGAGAGCUCUGGUCCAAGGCAAAGGCGACGCUGGUCCAGGCGUCUAGGCAGUGCGGAUUUGAUGGUGAAGUCCAUGCUGGACCUGAGGCAGCUGGAGACAUUUGCUAAGUCCCCAGUUGUCAACCGAGAGACUGUGCUGCAUCCAGAUCUGGAUCUUGGCAGUACCAUCAGUCUACAGACCAUUGCUGCAUGGGUGGAGGAUCCAGAAGUGCAGGUCUCGCCUGUCCCAAGAGGACACACACGUCCUCAGUACAUCCCACUUUCACCUCAGACACCAGACACAGAUGCUGUGGUGCUUUACCCUGAUGGCUGUGAGGACAGAGUGAGCCUGGCAGGCAGUGAGUACCAGGUCAAGAAGUUAGCCCAUGAUACGAGAUUGCCUAAAGGAAACUCGUGUCCUGAGAAGCAGAGCCCUGACAGCGCAUGCUCAAUGGAUUAUUCCAACAGCUGUCUGUCUAGCCCAGAUCAGCCUGGAGAAGACUCUGAACCCACUGAGCCACUGAGCGUGGAUGGAAACUCAUCUGAGCUGGACAUGGAAGACCUAGAAGAGGAAGAGGAGGAGCGCCUGAGGAAGACUGAGAUCUGUAGCUCUGUGCAUCAGACACCAGACCAGGAAGUCUUCCUCAAAGAAAACUUUGCAAACUUGUCAGACUUCAACACCUCAGGAAGUACUAAUUGUCCUCUUCAGCCAGCAAUCACUCACAGCAUUUCAUCAAAGUUUCUCACUGGUUCCACUGGCUGCAGGCAGGCAUUUGUUAGCACUUCAAGCAAAACUACUGAGAGUAAGGUUGCUAGUGAAUUGAUGCAUCUCCCAGUUUCUGAGGUGCGCCCACUUAUGGAGGACAGAAAACAGAUCAGCCUGCAAGAACUCCAGAGCCGUGAGAGGCCUACUGUUCUGCACUUAAGCCCUGAGAAGAAACACAUCCAUGUAGAACUUUCUACUGAUUUUCUGGGUUCCUCAGCUGGUAUGAGGAAAGCCCAGUCCAUCCACAGCAUCUCUUCAGAGGCUGAUUUGCCUCAGACAUCAAUACAUCUUUCAAAGGAGGUUCCCCCUCAGCCUCUGACUUGCGAGCGUGCUCCACCAUCCACACUGCGCCACACACUUCCCAGUGAACCUCUCUCAAGCACGACAGCUACCCAACCAAGGGACUGUCCUACACCAACUAAGUCCAAACCACGCUCAUACAUGAGCCCUACCACCAGUUCCAAAGCCAAGAUGUCACGCUCCGUGUCCAUGAGUGACAGCCUGAAUGUGAAUGAGCCCAAUGAAGUAACUGCAGGCUCAGACACCCACCGAGGCUCAGCAUCAGAAUCUUACAACCUUCGCAGUUCUUCUCGCAGCAAACCCUCAUCACCUGUAGUCCCAUUGCCCCCUUCAUGUAUUGGGUCUCCCUCCCGUGGUGCUGUUGUACCCACCAUAAGUGGUGCUGCCAAUCCUAACUCUUCUAAAGGCAUCCAAGCCAAAUUACCCAGCAGUGCCCGUCCACAGCUACACCUGGACAUCACAAAACCUCUCCCAGAUAAGCCAUCCAUGGCCUCCUUUUCUCCUACCAGCAAGAAUUCCAAGCUUGGCCAUCUUGGUAACACUACUCCAGUAAGUGUAGCACCCCUUCCAGGACCAGAGCAGUGUCAUUCCAGCAACAUGCAGCCAGUCACAUGCUCAGUCCCUACUGCCACCAGCCCACUGGAGCAACAGGAGCUAAAUACUGAUCAGUCUGAAGAGCCAAAGAAGAUCCAAGAAAAACAGAGUACAGAGCUGGAGGAGACUCAGACCAAGCAGGCAAUUCAGAAUCAGGGAAGCACAGUUUGUCUGCAGGCCGCCAGUCGAGCCCAGGAUUCAGAUGCAUCUCUCAGUAUGGAGUCAUGCAAGCUUGCAGCAAGUGAACUUCAAAGUAGUUUUAAAAAGGCAUUCCACUUCUACAGGAUGCUGAGUUCCACAGACCAGAGGCAGGAGCAUCAGGAGAUGGCUCAGGUGUUGACUGAGGCAUUUGAUGCAGUACAGGCUGGGUUGAACUCCUUGCCACGUUCUGUAGAAAGCUACUCUGACUCCAGCAGCAGCAGCUCUGCGUGUGUGCUGGGCAGUGGGGCAGGUGUUGUGAGUGAGGAACGAACAUUGGCAUUGUUGGAGCAGUAUUCACAGCUUCUCCUCAGAGCUGUGGAGAAGAAGAUAGACAACAAAUUCUGACAUUCUUUUCUUUUCUAAUAAUUACAACAUUCAGGCUGAGGCCGGAUCCCAAGCCAUGACUCAGAAGAAGAUUCUUUUAAGUGAAAUUUUUUAAUAAGUUUUUUUUUUUUUUUUAAACCACUAAUGAUUGAAGUGUGGACUUCCCUUCCUUUUGCUUAAACACUACCAGCACAGAUGGACAGUCUCAGUGUGACAGGCAUGGCCAAAUUGCACUAUUGACUAAUCUCAUCGGCCUACCUCCCUUUUUAAUGUGUUAUUACAGCAAUCGUAUAGUCUACACUUCACCUCAUUGCCAAAAUAAGGUGUCCUUUUACCUGUUAUUGGUAUACUGUAUCUGGAUAUUUGUGUGUCAGAGCAAUGACUGGUUAAACCACUAAGUAAAUGGACUGAUCAUCGAAUGGCUUGUAUGUGUAUAAAUGAGAAAUGGACUCUCAGCUCCAGUUUGGCUAUCAUCAAGAUAGAGAUGAACUUAUUUUGCUGACCCUCAAGAAAAUGUGAACUUUUUCUCUUUCUAAAGCAUUCAAAGAUAAUCCAAAUGUUUG
Molecule: messenger RNA, 6264 nt
Organism: Tachysurus fulvidraco (yellow catfish)
Lineage: Eukaryota; Metazoa; Chordata; Actinopteri; Siluriformes; Bagridae
Gene: mapkbp1
Product: mitogen-activated protein kinase binding protein 1
Exons: 31
Coding region: 1025-5722 (1565 amino acids)
Molecular function (GO): protein binding
Source: RefSeq, a predicted model, not a curated record